Messenger RNA from Dovyalis caffra, 330 nucleotides. The record is from the annotation of a GenBank genome assembly. NCBI's taxonomy places the organism in Eukaryota, Viridiplantae, Streptophyta, Magnoliopsida, Malpighiales, Salicaceae.
AUGUCGCCCGGAUUUCAGCCAUCUACUGAGAUACGAAAAGGAGGUCGUUCACCCUACUAUAAAUUAGCAACACUAUCAUGCAAUUCCUCUGCACUCUUAGUAAAUCAGGAUAUAUACAAUGGAAAAAACGUCAAUGAAAUUGAGUUUCUUGGUAUGUUGUGGAGGAUGCCAGGAGCAGAAGCAAGGGCACCAACUCGCUGUCCUGAAAUGAUUGACUGCAGCAAGAUCGAUGCAGCUCAGCUUUUGUCCUCCCUUAAAUGCAGACAUGAAUACUCUAUAAUGAAAUGGGAAAUGGAAAAUGACACCAGAUCUGUGAAACCAAACAAUUAA